AUGAGUAAGCUUGUUGGGCUUGAAAUGAAGGAUGGCAGUAUUAAAUAUUUGUGGAAAGAAAAAAACGUAUAUAGUCCAUGGAACCCUUUCUCUUUUAUAGCACCAUGGGUUUCUUCGUAUAAAAAUCCAAACUUGAUGUACAUUGACCUUAAAGGAUGUCAUUCCCUAGAAAGGUUUCCAGAUGUCUCGGGGGCACCAAAUAUCCGGUUUCUGAAUUUGGCAUUUUGUGAGAACAUGGUGGAGGUUGAUGAGUCUGUGGGGAGUCUGAAAAAUCUUAUUCUCUUGGACAUGAGUAGAUGCCAUAAACUCAAGUGUCUCCCAUCCAUGCUCAAGACGAAAUCCUUGAUGACCCUCAAUCUGUGUGGGUGUUGGUCUCUUAAAAGAAUUCCAGAAUUCUCGCCAUGUAUGGUCAAUCUAUCUAACCUAUUAAUUAGAAAUUGUUCAGAAAUAGAAGAAGUGCCAUCGUCUAUAAAAUCUCUCUCUAACCUAAGGAACUUGAAUCUUACUGGAUGCACAAGUCUUAAGAUUAUUCCAAACUCAAUUUCGGAGUUAAAGUGUCUCCACACCCUUGGCCUCUGUGGUUGUAAGUAUCUGCAGACAUUGCUGGAUUUUCAAAGCAUGGAAAGUCUGGAAGUGCUUAUAAUAGACUCGAUCAAUAUUCAUGGUUUGACAAAUUCCCGUUACUUGAGAAAGUUAGAACUUCUUGGUGAUUUGGGAGACAAUGAUUUCCCCACAAAUCUGCAUGGACUUUCCUCCUUGGAAGAAUUAUUUAUAACUUCCAACUCUGACUUAAUCCAAUUACCUGAAAGCAUCUCUCAUCUUUCUACUCUUAAACACCUCUCGAUCUGCAGAUGUAGUCGACUUCAAACUUUACAUGGCCUCCCAGAAGGAAUAAAUGUAUUGACAGUAAAAGAUUGCCCAUCACUGAAAAAGAUUGAUGAUCUGAAUAUAAAGUACAAGUGUUUGAAUAGCAUUCAAAUCUCUGGCUGCGGGAGAUUUGACCAAUCUUAUACUGCCAUAUAG
Molecule: messenger RNA, 1023 nt
Organism: Erigeron canadensis
Lineage: Eukaryota; Viridiplantae; Streptophyta; Magnoliopsida; Asterales; Asteraceae
Product: disease resistance protein Roq1-like
Exons: 1
Coding region: 1-1023 (340 amino acids)
Source: RefSeq, a predicted model, not a curated record